AUGACCGAGCCGGAGAACUUUGAGGAGGAUCUCUUCGCCGACCUCUACGACGAUGAUACCCCCGCGAAGGCGGCUGCCGCCUCGGAGCCCGCCGCGGCGCCCGCUCCUGCCGCAGCUCCCGUCCAGACCCAUGAAACAUACGCCGAGCCGCCUCCUUCAGCCGAGCCAGAUCACGGUGCUGAUGAUCAGAUGAGGUACGAAGACGAGGAUGAUGAUGAUGAGGUAGACUUCAACCUUGGCGGUGGAGGCGGAGGUGGCGGCGGCAAUGGAGGCGCGACGACCUCGCACGCGCAUCCGUCAAACGGAAUGGGCGCAGUUAAGCACGAGGAGCCAACAUACUCGACGAGCACGGCCAAGAACCCUAGUGCCAAGGAAGACGGGAAAAUGUUUAUUGGCGGCCUCAACUGGGAGACUACUGAUCAGUCCCUUCGAGACUACUUCUCGCAGUUUGGCGAGGUCGUUGAGUGCACAGUCAUGCGCGACAGUAGCACUGGCCGGUCGAGAGGUUUUGGCUUCCUCACGUUUAGAGACCCCAAGACCGUGAACAUUGUCAUGGUCAAGGAGCAUUUCUUGGAUGGCAAAAUUAUCGACCCGAAGCGUGCUAUUCCCCGCGACGAGCAAGAGAAGACAAGCAAGAUUUUCGUUGGCGGUGUGAGCCAGGAGACCACCGAUCAAGAGUUUAAGGACUACUUCCAGCAAUUCGGUCGCGUGGUUGAUGCCACGUUGAUGAUGGAUAAGGACACGGGUCGGCCCCGUGGGUUUGGAUUCGUUACUUUUGAGAGCGAAGCUGGCGUGGAGGCCUGUCUGAGCACAAGUCUCGAGAUUCAUGGCAAGCCGAUUGAGGUCAAGAAGGCCCAACCGCGAGGCAACCUCCGGGAGGAGGAAGAGGCUGCCCGUCGCGGUGGAGGCAAGUUCCGCAAGGGAGAAGACGCCGCUAGUCAGGGCGGCAUGGGAGGCGGCCAGAUGGGCGCUGCCGGUGGCAUGACGCCGCAAGUCAUGGCCCAAUAUUUCCAAAGGAUGCAGCAGUAUUUUGCCAUGAUGCAGCAGCAGAUGGCUAUGAGCCGCGGCAUGGGACCGAUGAACCCGGCCAUGAUGCAGCAAAUGAUGCAGAUGCAGCAGAUGCAGCAAAUGCAAAACCAGAUGAUGGGUCGCGGCGGCGGCGGCAAUGGACAGAACAUGAUGGGCCAGAUGACGCCACAGAUGAUGCAGCAGAUGCAGCAAAUGCAACAACAGAUGCAGCAGCAGAUGGGACAGCAGAUGGGACAGCAGGGUGGACCUCCCGCAGGACCCAGUGGCAGCUUCAGCCCCCAACAGCAGAUGUUCGACCCAUCUCAAGGAGGUCAAGCGCAGCAGCAAGGACCGCGACGGGGCGGCAGCACCGGCAGCGGUGGUGGACGUGAUCAGUACAAUAACAACAACAACAACAACCAGGCAGCCUACAACAUGGGCGGCGGAGGCGCUCCGACAUCUUGGGAGGGCAUGUACGACGACGUGCCCCAGCCCAACAUGAACCCUGGGGGCGGCCGUGGAGGUGGCUUCAACCGUGGUAAUCGGGGCGCACACCAGGGAUCGCCAGACCCUGCGCAUGCCCCGCCUGCCAACGCGCCUACGGGCCCCAAGAACGCGGGCAAGCCAGGCGCCAACUACCGCGGAGGCGGACGCAGCAGCAACCGCGGUUUCCACCCUUACUCGCGUUAG
Messenger RNA from Colletotrichum gloeosporioides, 1698 nucleotides. RefSeq names its product putative RNA-binding protein. The record is from RefSeq and is a predicted model, not a curated record. NCBI's taxonomy places the organism in Eukaryota, Fungi, Ascomycota, Sordariomycetes, Glomerellales, Glomerellaceae. Gene Ontology annotation, molecular function: RNA binding. The transcript has 5 exons. The coding region runs from base 1 to 1698 and encodes 565 amino acids.